This is a messenger RNA of Siniperca chuatsi (mandarin fish), 5481 nucleotides long. Its product is annotated as dematin-like. Gene Ontology annotation, molecular function: actin filament binding. The record is from RefSeq and is a predicted model, not a curated record. Gene Ontology annotation, cellular component: plasma membrane; actin cytoskeleton. Lineage: Eukaryota; Metazoa; Chordata; Actinopteri; Centrarchiformes; Sinipercidae. The transcript is spliced from 19 exons. Gene Ontology annotation, biological process: actin filament bundle assembly; lamellipodium assembly; cytoskeleton organization. Bases 632 to 1867 code for a protein of 411 amino acids.
CACUUCAAACAGAGGCUCUGGGCCUGUGCUCAGUAAUCCUUCCUGUGGUUUAAAAUGUUUUUCUUUGUAUGUGUUUCAGACAAACAACAACAAUAACCCUGAUAAUUGAACAGAAAAGUCGACUUAUAAAAUAUUAUAGAAAUAUUAUGUGAAUAUUAAUCAAAUUGAUGUGGUCAGAAGGCACACACACACUGUUAUUAUCGCUGUCAUGUUUAACCCCCCCGCUGCUGCAAAUGGACUGGUCGAGAGAGAGAGACUGCUGCUGUCACGCGCACGCGCACGCGCUCGGACUAUAUUUGGGACUGAGCGCAGUGAGAAACAGUUGAUGACGGAGCUGCUGGAUGUUUCUGACAAACACCGGUAACAACUGACACAGAGGCAGCAGACACCCGCAGAGAUCAAUACAUCCAUCAUCAUCAUCAUCAUCAUCAUCAUUUCCAAGGAAGGGGAACUACAGUUACCCAAGACGUUUCCUUGCAGAGAAGCAUUUCCACGCUGUUGCUUUGGUACUUUUACUGACCUGAAUACUUCCUCCAGCACUGGUAUUGAUCGGGCUGGAGAGCCCUAAAGACAAACAGAUGCAGACAUGAUCCCCUUUUCUCCCUGAGGAACUGACCAAUCAGCAGCCAGGAUGAUGCCCAAGCAGCUGGCCCAGACGUCUCCAGGGAGCGUGUUGUCGCUGAGAGGGUCCAGCGUCCCGGGAUCCCCUGCGGCCGCCAUCGUGGUCAGAAUGGAGGAUGGGGUUAUCGGCUAUAAGGACUUGGCGGCGUUACCAACAGACAAAGCCAUCUUGGAUAUAGAGAGACCAGACCUGAUGAUCUACCAGCCGCACUACAGCUACAGUCCACUGGAGAGGUCCUUGUCUCCUCGCUCCAUCUCUCCUCCUCCCUCCCCGGAGAAGGAGUCCAGGGACUGGCUGGAGAACCGGUCUCCCGGAGGUUCCUCCCCUGGUUCCACCAUCCAGACCAGCAGAACACACAGCACACACACCCCCCCGACACCAAACACGCCAAACACGCCGCACACACCAAACACACACUCCUCUUGUACCAAGAGCGCAAUGCAGCACUUCCACAGGCCUGAAAAUGGCACCAACAUCUAUAAGAAGCCUCCCAUCUACAAACAAGAUGUGUCGUCCUCUCAGGUCCCUCAGGGGAAACACAUCGAGGAUCUGAUCAUCGAGUCGUCUAAGUUUCCAGCAGCUCAGCCUCCAGACCCCAACCUGCCCUCCAAGAUAGAGACUGAGUACUGGCCCUGCCCCCCCUCCCUGGCCGUGAUUGAGAACGAGUGGAGGAAGAAGGAGCAGAGGGAUGAAGAUGAGGAGGAGGAUGGAGAGCUGGACGAUGUGCUGUGGGGACUCAGAGCGCUUCAGAAACAAGAGCUCAACAAGAUUCAGUCUAAUCUGGGAAAAAUCAUCCUGAAGGAGGAGUUGGAGAAAUCUGCAGGUCCUCUGAGGAGGAAGACUCGCUCACUACCGGACCGCAGCCAACACACAGGGUCGAACGCCUCCAAGUCCGUGUAUUUCCCAGCAUCCUCUAAGAGCGGCCUGUCCAGGCUGCAGUCGGCAGAGUUCAGCUCGUCUGAGAAAACUCCUGCAGAUCUUCAGAACGGAGACUCCAGGAUGGACCGAGGAAACUCUCUGCCCAGCAUGUUGGAACGUGAAGUAACAGCAAUCUACCCCUAUGAGAUGCUGGUGGUGACCCACAGAGGGCGGAGCAAACUGCCCCCCGGUGUGGACAGAACCAGGCUGGAGAGACACCUCUCGCAGGAGGAGUUCUUCAGUGUUUUCGGGAUGUCCAUCGAGGAGUUCGACCACCUCUCCGUCUGGAAGAGGAACGACCUGAAGAAGAAAGUCUGUCUCUUCUGACGCCGCCGGGACCGCAUCUCCCACGAUCCUCUGCUCUUCCUGGAUCACUGCAGGAUCCUGAAACCGCACGGACUCUGAACAAAACGUCAUUAUCAGCACCGCCGCCGCCAUCAUCACAGCAGCUCACUGUCAGUCAGACGCUCAGUGAGACGCCUCAGGCUUCAGGUUUGAUGUGAUUCACAGUGAAGGUUUGAAUGAGUGAUUUUAGAUAUUUCUGCUGCUCACAUGAACUCCACCUGUUUUAAAGCGGAGCUGCAGAACAACUGUUUAAUAAGUUUCAGUUUCUAAGUGUCUGUGGAAAAUGUAUUAAUAACAAAACUACUGAGCGAGCACAAAGAAUCAACCCGCAAGUCAAGAUGUGGAAGCGCAGAGCAGGUUUUGAGAGGUCGAUGUUUGAACACGCAAGAGAAGAAGAGCUUCUUUAAUGUUGUCUAAACGCUAACUGAGAGCAGAGCAAACUCCAGUGGGUUUGACCUGGAAGUGAAGCCCGGUCACACCAGCAUUUUUAACAGUUCUCUUUAAUUUCAGAGAAAUCGCAGCAAUCAGUGGAUUUGCUUACAUAGGUGAACUAAAUCCACGUGGAUCUUUUUGCGUAGAGUUAAAGUUUUGGUGAACUUUGACAAGCUAAAUUGCUUUGAAGCAGUCUCGACAGUCCGGAGGCUACGGAGCUCAACACACUGAAACUUAGGAACACAUUUAGCUUUUUUUUUUUAGCGGGGGGAGUCCAGAAUAAAGGAAGCCAUCAUUUUAGCUGCGUCACCUUCCAGUUUUAUAACUCUGCUCUGCUGGAGUAUAAAGAUGCACCAAGAUCUGCAGUCAGAUGUCACACAGGAGGUUGAUUACCAUUUCCUCUUGUUAGCAACUGCGCUAGCUAGCUGGCUUGCUACUAGCUAGCAAACUGAUAGCAAGCUAGCUAGCUUUGCGAGCUAGUUUGGCUGGCUAACACCCGUUUGUUACUAGCUAGCUAAUAUGUUACCGACUAGGAGUGGCUGAUACGAAUAAAGCCCUUUAUCAUGAUAUAUGUCAUUUUAUAUCACAAUAUCAGUAUAGCUAUAUAUAUCAUGAUAUUGUACAUUUUCAGUAAAAUGAAAUUAUUAAUGGAUAAAAUAAUCAGACAGAAAUGUCUUUUGUUUUUGGAAAAUACAACAAAUUAAAUAUCUGACAUGUCAAAGAAUUUUAUCAUGUUAAUGCUUAUAAAGUUAUAUAAAAAUCAAUUAUUGCCAUAAUUCAGUCCUGCUCAUUGGUUUACUAUACUGGUUUAAUAUCACCAGAGAUAUUAAAGGAAAGCGAUACCUUGCUAUAAACGGUACAUGGCUAAAUCUCUGACAAUAGACUCAUUUAUAUCGUCGUAUUGCCCAACUCUAAUGUCACCAAGCUUCUACGCCUCAAAGACACAUGAAUUCACCUUCUGGUGUGACCCGGCUCGGCGUCAGGGGACUCCCCGGUUCGCUCAGUCAGCUUUCAAAAACUUUAAACUGCGAAACGAGAGCAGCCAGAUACGGACGAGUCCCGUUGAAGCCUGCAGGUAAAGAGUCCUCUGGGUCUGUCACUCCGGUCAGCAGGAGGUGAAAGUUAAUCUUCAUAUGUGAAGCUCAGUUGUUUGGUUGUAGUGGUGGAAUUCUGGGUAAUGAAGUUAAUUCUACUGUUGAUCUCACCGGAGGAUAUGUGUUAAAUCCCACUAAUUUUAGCAUUAAAAGUUUUCCAUAAACCAGAUUAAACAUUAAAGACUGCACCUUCUGCAGGCAGGAGUUAGACUGACAUGUUGAGUUCAGAGACUGAAACAGUUUUUAUGAUGAAGCCCUCUGAAGCCACAGACGGAGGUAUUUCUGCUGUCAGAUUUAUUUCCAGCAGAUUAAUUCAAGAUGAACGACUGAAGUAAAUAUUUUAUUAUCGAGCUUCCAGCUGCGGUCGGGCUUUAAAACAACAUUCCUGCUGACUCUGAGUCAGGUUUCAAUACAGAUUUGAGGCCGACUGUAGGAAUAGGCCUGUUCCUAUUGGCUUAGCCAGCUAUGAUGUCAUAAUGACAGCAUUUCUUUCCCAGCACCUAAAAGGAAAACAAGGAGACAGUUUGAUCACAGUCUGAAGUUUACCAUUUAACAUUUUAAAUGUUUAAAAGUUUUACAAACAAGCUGCUGAGGACUUCAACUUCUGCUAAAUUCAUUUAUUUUUAUUGAUUUAUUCCUCAGUUCCUCUUUGGAAGGAAGACCUUUAACGUGACAGUACGUGACAGCUGAACAUGAGUUUGACGUGGACUUCGAAGUUCGUAAAAGUUUAAUUUACUACACAUUUGGAAAUAUCCAAGCCCAGCUAGUCGAAUCAUCUGACGGUGACGCUGUCGGCUGAAACAGCUGAUAGCCCCAAUUCAGUAACGCUAGCCACGCUAGCAGCUCUGUGAGGCUGAGCUCAGCGGGUGCUUAGAGCUAAAUGCUAACAUCAGCAUGCUAACAUGCUCACAGUGACGAUGCUUACAUGCUGAUGUUUAGCAGGUUUAAUGUUUACCAUGUUCACCGUCUUAAUUUAGCAUGCUAGCAUGCAUAUUAUGUUUGGUGGGAUGUUCUGGUGUCCACAGACUUUAAGACGCUCGUAUAAUUUUGGCUUUAUUGUGUCUAUGAGACAUUAGAGGUGGUCCAGGGGACUAGUUAAAAUACUCAAAUCAAUAUUAAAUCAAACUUCAUAUCCCCUUCAGUUGCCUGGACGUCAGACAUCACUGUCAAAACUCAGCGCUCACUGGCUGCGAUGAAACUGUCUCCUCCUUGGUUUUUCUUCGUAAUACAGCAGAAGCCACUGCCCUGUUUUAUCCAAGUACGCCGCGCACACAAACAGAUAUACAGCAAGUGUGGAAGAACAAUGAAACCUUAAAACCAGAGCUCAGAGCAGAAAGUUUGGUUGUCACAUUGCAGCAACAUGACCGAACUCUCUGUACAGCUCUGGUUUGUCCAAUAAGCAGGUUGUAGACGUUUAGCGUCGGCUAGUGUUGCUUAGUGACCAAAUGAUGUGCAGCUAUUUUUUUUAACCGACGCAGAGAAGUGGCAUGUUUGUUAUUAAAAUCUAAAUGAAAAUGUAAAAUCAUUUUAAAAAAAGUGAAUUAUAUCAAUACAUGAAUGUUGAGAAAAGAGAAUGAGACACUGUCACCAUCAAAGAAGACGACGGGGGGGACGAAGAAGAGACGAAGAGGACAAGUUUUACUGGACUUUUCUGAGGUUUCCAAGCCAAAGGAGGACAGAGGGAUGAUGGGAAAUAACUGGAGAUCUUCACACUGACAUUUUUCACCUCCGCACCUCGAAGUGAACUGAACUGAUGAACAUCUUCAUCCUCAACACGCAGACACUUCAGUACAUCUGCAACAACUUUAGCACAAAUACUUAUACCUAUAUAUCUAGAAACUAUUAAUAUCCAUCAGCAUCAUAUCUGAUCUCCACCAACACGGAUAAGUCUGCACUUUUUUAGCACCUUUAACUAAUUAAAAGCAACACAGGCGCUGAUUUACUACUGAACCUUGAUCUGAAUGGACAAAUUAAAGGUGCAAUAUGUAAGAUUAUAUAUUUUAAUAAUAAUCAACUCGUGGUAUUCUUGGUAUAAUGACUGUAAACAAAUAAAACAAUUGUCGGCCUCUA